This is a messenger RNA of Kogia breviceps (pygmy sperm whale), 8032 nucleotides long. Lineage: Eukaryota; Metazoa; Chordata; Mammalia; Artiodactyla; Physeteridae. The record is from RefSeq and is a predicted model, not a curated record.
UGGGCGAGAGGCAGACACAGAGAGGGGAGCCGAGACCCUCGGAACGCCCCACGCAGAGCCCCCCCGCCAGCCAGGAGAGGGGUGCGCGGACCCCCCAGAGCUGUCCCCGCCUCCCUCCCAUUCCGGGCUCCGAGAGCGCAGCCGGAAAGCCUUAGCCUGCUAGCCCAGCGUGGCCCCCAACCCGCGUACGCCCCCCUCCCUGGGUCCGAGGGCGACUUGCGAAGCACCUCGGCGCGGAGGCAGGGAACCCUAGCCUUGGAGCGACCCAACCCCUCGUCUUGCUGCCCGCCCGCGCCUGGAACUGUGCGCGGAGAUCCCUGCGAACUCAGAGACCUAACAGCGGAGGACAGAAGCGUCAGGCGGCGGACGUGGCCGCGAAGCGGCGCGCCGGGGUGCAGUGCACCCGCCACGGAACAGGGGAGUCGCGCCUUCCACCAACCCUCGGUUUCAACCCCGGGCGCCCGCCGCCUCCUCAGCCCCGCUGAGCUCCCGGCUCUGGGACCGGCACCGGUGAUGCCGAGCGGAGCCUCCAGUCCUCCGACCCGCUGAAGAAGAAGUAGCCGCUUGUUCGGGCCGACGGGGACUGUGCGAGCGGAUCCUGCUUGGCUGAGGCUCGGGCUGCGGAGCGCGGGGACUCCGGGGGGAGGGGGGAGGGACCGCUCGGUCUUUGCCCCGGCGCCAGCCACGGCUUUGAAGGGUCUCCCUGCUUGGCCCCUUAGCAGCUCCGCCACGGACUCCGGGAGGCUUCAGGCAGCGUCCAGGGACUCCCCACCCAAACCGAUCGGACUUAAGAAGGUGAUUGCUCUGCUUUCCCUCCCUCCUUCCCGCCUCCUUCCCCCCACUUAACUUUUUGUCUUCAGUCACCCGCAGCUCCGUUCCCUCCCCGCAAACCCACCCGCGGCUGUGCUAACGUCCCGGGGCAUGGGCCCCCCAACACGGCUCCUGGAGGCCCCGCGGCGCCGCAAGAUAUGAGAGGCCCGCGUCGGGCAGAGCUAGAGCUUCGGGAGAGGAGCUGAUAACCUCCAGCCUUCACAAGCCAGGCGAGGUGGCGGUGCGCGCUGCGCCCCCGCGCUGCUGAGCGUCCCGGAGCGCCCAACCCAGGGCCGGAACGAGUAGCUGGCCGGAGGCGCGCCGCGGAGAGCAGGCUGUCAUGCCCUAUUGAUCUCCCCGCCCCCCGCCAAGUAUGUUUGGGCUGGACCAAUUCGAGCCCCAGAUCAACAGCAGGAACGCUGGCCAGGGCGAGAGGAACUUUAACGAGGCCGGACUAAGCAUGAACGCUCACUUCAAGGCCCCGGCUUUCCACGCGGGGGGACCCCCUGGCACCGUGGACCCUGCCAUGAGCGGGCUGGGCGAACCCCCGAUCUUGGGCAUGAACAUGGAGCCUUAUGGCUUUCACGCGCGCGGCCACUCGGAGUUGCACGCGGGGGGGCUGCAGGCGCAGCCGGUGCACGGAUUCUUUGGAGGCCAACAGCCGCACCACGGCCACCCGGGAGGCCACCACCCCCACCAGCAUCACCCCCACUUCGGGGGCAACUUCGGCGGGUCGGAUCCUGGGGCCUCGUGCCUGCACGGGGGUCGUCUGCUUGGCUACGGCGGCGCGGCCGGCGGCCUGGGCAGCCAGCCGCCCUUCGCCGAGGGUUAUGAUCACCUGGCGGAGAGCCAGGGGCCGGAGAGCUUCGGCCCGCAGCGACCUGGGAACCUCCCGGACUUCCACAGUUCGGGCGCCUCAGGCCACGCCGUGCCUGCCCCAUGCUUGCCGCUUGACCAGAGCCCUAACCGAGCCGCCUCCUUCCAUGGCCUGCCCGCCUCCAGUGGCUCCGAUUCCCACAGUCUGGAGCCCCGGAGGGUGGCGAACCAAGGAGCCGUCGACUCGCUGGAAUACAAUUAUCCGGGCGAGCCGCCCUCGGGACAUUUCGACAUGUUUUCCCCCUCUGAUUCUGAGGGGCAGCUGCCUCAUUAUGCAGCGGGUCGUCAGGUUCCCGGGGGCUCUUUCCCGGGUGCCUCGGCCAUGCCUAGAGCUGCAGGCAUGGUGGGCUUGUCCAAAAUGCACGCCCAGCAGCAGCAACAGCAGCAGCAGCAGCACGGAGUGUUCUUCGAGAGGUUCGGCGGGACCCGCAAGAUGCCCGUGGGUCUGGAGCCUGCAGUAGGCUCCAGGCACCCGUUAAUGCAGCCUCCCCAGCAGGCCCCGCCGCCGCCGCCGCAGCAGCCCCCGCAGCAGCCGCCGCCGCCGCCUCCGCAGCAGCAACAGCCGCCGCCGCCGCCGCCACCGCCGCCGCCUGGGCUUCUGGUCCGGCAGAAUUCGUGUCCGCCUGCGCUCCCGCGUCCCCAGCAGGGCGAGGCGGGCACGCCCAGCGGCGGCCUGCAGGACGGGGGCCCCAUGCUGCCCAGCCAACACGCGCAGUUCGAGUACCCCAUCCACCGGCUGGAGAACCGGAGCAUGCACCCUUAUUCUGAGCCUGUAUUCAACAUGCAGCACCCUCCUCCGCAGCAGACGCCCAACCAGCGGCUGCAGCAUUUCGACGCACCCCCCUACAUGAAUGUGGCCAAGAGGCCGCGCUUUGACUUCCCGGUCAGCGCGGGAGUGGAUCGCUGCGCUUCGUGGAACGGCAGCAUGCACAACGGCGCUCUGGACAACCACCUCUCGCCCUCUGCCUAUUCCGGCCUACCCGGCGAGUUCACGCCGCCUGUGCCCGACAGCUUCCCCUCGGGGCCACCCCUGCAGCAUCCGGCCCCGGACCACCAGUCCCUGCAGCAGCAGCAGCAGCAACAGCAACAGCAGCAGCAGCAGCAGCAGCAGCAGCAGCGCCAAAACGCGGCCCUCAUGAUCAAGCAGAUGGCGUCGCGGAAUCAGCAGCAGCGGCUGCGCCAGCCCAACCUGGCCCAGCUAGGCCACCCCGGGGACGUGGGACAGGGCGGCCUGGUGCACAGCGGCCCAGUGGCCGGCUUGACCCAGCCGAACUUUGAGCGCGAAAGCAGCGGCGCAGGCGCCGGGCGCCUGGGCACGUUCGAGCAGCAGGCUCAGCACUUGGCGCAGGAGAGCGCGUGGUUCCCAGGUCCGCACCCGCCGCCGGGUGACUUGCUGCCCCGCAGGAUGGGAGCUUCAGGCCUGCCCGCUGACUGCGGCCCGCACGACCCCGGACUGGCGCCGCCCCCUCCGCCCGGUGGCUCGGGGGUGCUGUUCCGGGGGUCUCUGCAGGAGCCGCUGAGGAUGCCCGGAGAGGGCCACGUGCCCGCGCUACCCUCCCCUGGCCUGCAGUUCGGGGGCAGCCUGGCCAGCCUGGGGCAGCUGCAGUCGCCCGGGGCUGGGGUGGGGCUGCCCAGCGCUCCCUCCGAGCGCCGGCCCCAGCCGCCCGAUUUCACAGCGCCCGCGCUCGGGGGCCAGCCUGGCUUCCCGUUCGGCGCAGCGAACCGGCAGGCCACGCCGCACAGCGGCCCAGGCGUGAACUCGCCCCCGAGCGCGGGCGGGGGCGGCGGCAGCACGGGCGGCGGCGGCGGCGGGGGCGCAUACCCUCCGCAGCCUGAUUUCCAGCCCAGCCAGCGCACCUCGGCCAGUAAGCUGGGCGCGCUCUCGCUAGGCUCCUUCAACAAGCCCAGCUCCAAGGACAACCUGUUUGGCCAGAGUUGCCUGGCUGCACUCUCCACCGCCUGCCAGAACAUGAUCGCCAGCCUCGGGGCCCCCAACCUCAACGUUACCUUCAACAAGAAGAACCCGCCCGAGGGCAAGAGGAAACUGAGCCAGAACGAGACCGACGGCGUGGCCAUGGCCAGCAACCCGGGCUCGGAUUACUUCCCAGGAGGGACUGCUCCUGGGGCCCCAGGGCCCGGAGGCCAGUCGGGGACCAGUAGUAGCGGCUCCAAAGCCUCUGGGCCGCCCAAUCCGCCCGCCCAGGGAGAUGGCACCAGCCUCUCCCCCAACUACACCCUGGAAUCAACGUCGGGGAACGAUGGCAAGCCGGUUCCCGGGGGCGGCGGCCGGGGACGGGGUCGCAGAAAAAGGGACAGUGGUCACGUGAGCCCCGGGACCUUCUUCGACAAGUACUCGGCAGCGCCGGACAGCGGGGGCGCGCCUGGGGUGAGCCCAGGGCAACAGCAGGCGCCAGGCGCAGCCGUCGGGGGAAGCUCCACAGGCGAGGCGCGCGGGGCGCCUACGCCUCAUGAAAAGGCCCUCACGUCUCCUUCGUGGGGGAAGGGGGCCGAGUUGCUCCUGGGGGACCAACCGGACCUCAUGGCGUCCCUGGACGGUGGGGCAAAGUCGGACGGUAGUUCCCCGCACGCGGGUGAGUUCGCCUCGGACGAGGUGAGCACGAGCUACGCCAACGAGGACGAGGUGUCAUCCAGCUCCGACAACCCCCCAGCCCUGGCCAAAGCGAGUAGGAGCCCUCUGGUGACAGGCUCGCCCAAACUCCCUCCCCGCGGGUUGGGCGCCGGGGAACAUGGACCGAAGGCGCCCCCAGCCCCUCUUGGCCUGGGCAUCUUGUCUACCUCUACCUCCACCCCCGACAGCUACGGCGGCGGGGGCACGGGCCAUCCCGGCACGCCAGGCCUGGAGCAGGUCCGGACCCCAACGAGCAGCAGCGGUGCACCGCCGCCUGACGAGAUCCACCCCCUGGAGAUCCUCCAGGCACAGAUCCAGCUGCAGAGGCAGCAGUUCAGCAUCUCUGAGGACCAGCCCCUGGGGCUCAAGGGUGGCAAGAAGGGUGAGUGUGCUGUGGGGGCUUCUGGUGCGCAGAAUGGUGACAGCGAGCUGGGCAGCUGCUGCUCCGAGGCCGUCAAAAGCGCCAUGAGCACCAUCGAUCUGGACUCGCUGAUGGCAGAGCACAGCGCCACCUGGUACCUGCCGGCCGACAAGGCUUUGGUGGACGGCGCAGAUGAGGACAAGACGCUGGCACCCUGGGAGAAGGCCAAACCCCAGAACCCCAACAGCAAAGAAGAUGCUACUCGUUCCCCCAAUCUAGACCUCGCAAUGUUCAGAACAAAAUUCCUUUUGCAGCCCACGACCUCCCUCCGAACAAGGCCUCGGCAACCCAGCCCGGCAGCCACUUGCAGUGCCUGUCUGUCCACUGCACAGACGACGUGGGCGAUGCCAAGGCCCGAGCCUCCGUGCCCACCUGGCGGUCCCUGCACUCCGACAUUUCCAACAGAUUCGGGACAUUCGUGGCCGCCCUAACUUGAAUUGACAAGAAAUACUCCCUCCCCAACCAGGCCCUUCCCUCCUCCUUUUCUCUCCUCUCCCCCCUCCACCUGACCCCACCCUUACCUGCUCUGUUAAUUUGAAAGGGCCACUAUUGCUGAGUGGAUGAUUUUUUUUUUCUAGGUUGGUACCUGCUUAGUGGCAUAUGGACCGGAAAGGGUUAAUUUAAAGGGAAAAAAAAAAAAAACCUCAAAAAAUUUUUUUAAAAAAGAAAUUUGUCUGCCACGGUAUGUUACCAGUGUUAACCCUUCUGCAGUUAGCAAACUUUUGCUGAAGACUUUUUCCUGCUAGAUAAUUCCCAUUUUUCUGUAAUCUUGGCAUACGUUUUUUAGAUGACCUCUUUCCUUGUUUUAUUUUCGUGCUGCUGUAUGUCCAAGUAUUGUUAUUUCAUAAUAAGACAAGAGUUGCUUUCCUUUUUUAUUCUCUUUUAGUCUUGUUCCUCCCCACCUCCCUCCCCACUGCCUGUUUUUUUUUUUUUUUUUUUUUUCCUUUUUGCUUUGUUCACUGCUUAUUAAAAUGGAAAUCCUGGAGAAUAGUAGUUCUGGAAUAUUGCCGGGUGAGAGUCAAAUUGUCAUCACAAUAUUAUAUAUUGACACCCAACUGUCAUCAGUCAGGCUGGAGCCAAACAAUUAAUGCCCCCCUUAGGUAUUCCGCCUGGGAUUUUGUUUUGUCUAUUCCCUAAGAAAAUAGAGAUAUAUAUUUUCGUUCCCACAAACACACCCUCAGCCUUCAGCUCCGUUCUCUCUUCUGCUGGAAGCUGCCUUUCACUGCCAUGGAGGUGAUGACGUAUCCAGUCCGCUCUGUGGGAAGGAGUCGGAAUGUUCAACAGUGGUGUUUUCUCUCCUUUUCUGGGCCUCUGCACGAACGCCCAGGCUCUGAAUUUUCACGCUGUGCCGAGCAGCCCUUGUCCACGUGGGGAUGGUGCCUGUCCAGCUUGCAGAGCCUCUAGAGGCUGCAGGCUCCCGGCUCUGCUACGGCCAGGUCAGCUGGGUCUUGGGUGCUGGAGUUGAAGGAUCAAUUCUUAGCCCUGACCUUUCCUGACAUCUCUUCCCAGCCAGGCAUUGGGGGACGAAGGAACAAGACUGGGUUAUAUCUCCCACUUCUCCCGUUCCGUCUCCAACCUGGGCAGCCCCCCAUCGCUGGGAAGGACCAGGCUUUCGCCGGCACUUUUCGAGGGGCUUGUUGAGUGAAGGAGCUUCCAGGCUCUGCCUACCAAGCCCCCCUCCUCCAAGCCUGUGUGUAUUCUCUGAAGGGGUUUGCAGACUCCUGAGGGCUAGAGGAGGGAGAAAGGGACCUGGAACAAGUGACUUUGAUUCUUGGGCCUUUUUUCAAACCCAGGAAUCCUCCCUCCCCCUUUUGAUUUAAUCUCAGCCUGUUGCAAAAGCAGAGCCACGUCCCGUACAUCUCCUGAAGGAAUAACUUCUUUGAGGAGAGGUGAGGGAGCGGCUGGGCGAGCAGGGCAGCAGAGAGCAGGGCUCCUGGACCCAGCUGAGGCCUGUCACCUGGUCCUCCCAGGGCGGUGGUCAGUGGAGGCCCAGUGUCGGAGGGGUGGGCACCUUUGGGUGCUGUUGAUGACUCCCAAGGGCUUGUGUGACUCAUGGGGGUGGUGGGAGGCACCCAGAUUCCACGGUGGGCCAGACAAGAAGUGACUGAUAUCACUUCACCCAAAUCAGUAACUCUUGUAGUCGAUUUCAGUUUCUGUGAACAAGCAUCUUGCUAAAUGUGCCAUUUUGAGCCUUGCGCCCCCUCCAUCCUCACCCCCGUCCCAUGUCCCCAGAGUUUGCAGACCCGGCUUAUUUUAGCAAGUGACCUGAAGGCUUUGGGCUCACUGUACAGCACCCACGUUGUUUAUUUCAAAGAACUUUUCAGCAAAGGGAGAAGAGCGUACAGAAAAAAAUCUGUCUCUUUCCAUUCCCCCCUCCUGUCUUUCCUUGGGCCGUAUUUUUUGGCUCGGGCCUGAGUCUGGACGGUCCGAGGUUCUUGCACGGGCAGUCUGACCAGGGUUGACCCCGGCCCCCGCGGAAGGCAGGGAGAAGCAGGUGGUGUGAACUGAUCAGUGAGAAGCAAGUGGGAGCUGACUCAGCCCUGGGUUCUGCCACCAAAGGAGAGGAAAGGGGAGGAAAAGCCCCCCGCGCCCCCCGCCACGGGCUGCAGGAGAGCCAGCCAUAGUCUGAGCGAAACUCCAUGCCCACUCUGAUUCCACAACGUACAGCUGUUUGAGAGCGUCAUCCUUUUAUUUCUUAAACAGGCAUGAUUUCUCCUUAAUUGCUUAAGGCCGGGGAGCCAAGUGUCUUGACUUCUGUCUUUGACUUGCCCUGUGUUGAGUCCAUCAGCACAUGGCCAUCAUCUCAUGGUCCUAGCAACCUCGGAAACCCCUGAAGUUUUCAACUUUCUCGCUCCCCACGACCCCAGAAUUGAACAGCUUUAAAAAUAGCCUUAAGCAAAAGGAUGUUAUUUCAUUAAAUUUGGUUUGAUGGAAAGAAUAAAAGCAGAUUAAAAACACACCCAACCCACGAGACUCCACAAACACUGGUAAUCGGUACUGCAUAGCAAAACUCUUUGGGAAAGAAUAUGAAAACGUUAUUGCACAUGUAAAAUAUGAAAACUUAACUCUGCUGUGUGUUAGGCAAUCCUGUAAUCUUUUUGACUCUUAAAAGAAAUUCAUUUCUGAAAUGCUUGGUUGGAAGACUGUGACAAUAGCUCAUGAAAUUGAGUGUUAUUUUUUUCUUUCUUUUUUAAAAAAAUAUGUAAAGUGCAGUCUUCUGUAUUCAUGCAUAUUGUAUAUACCUGUAUAUGUUUUCCUGAGCAGCUAAAUAACAAUAAAUAUGACGUUAAUGGUGA